This is a messenger RNA of Acaromyces ingoldii, 462 nucleotides long. RefSeq lists its product as hypothetical. The record is from RefSeq and is a predicted model, not a curated record. The transcript is spliced from 4 exons. Gene Ontology annotation, molecular function: carbon-sulfur lyase activity. NCBI's taxonomy places the organism in Eukaryota, Fungi, Basidiomycota, Exobasidiomycetes, Exobasidiales, Cryptobasidiaceae. Bases 34 to 462 code for a protein of 142 amino acids.
CUAUCAUAUUGCUUAACCUCCAAUCUCUUCAGGAUGCCUCUCCAAGGAAAGUGCCUCUGUGAAAAGAUCGCUGUCACUGUCGCCGACGAGAGCCUGCCACUGCAGUUUGCCAGCUGCUACUGCAAGAACUGCUCCACAACGGCUGGCUCGCCAUUCAGCAUGGUCGCCUACGUGGACAAGGCUCACCUCAAGAUCGAGGGCCAGCCAAAGAUCUACUCGGAUAGCAAGACAGACAGCGGCGGAUCCGUGUAUCGCCAUUUUUGCGGCGACUGCGGGACACCCGUCCAGACGCUCGCGCCCGCUAUACCCGACAAGGCCGUCGUCAAGGUGGGCCUCUUUAGCGACUCGCUCGGCGACAUCAACAAGCCGGCCGUCGAGCUCUUCACCGUCAACCGGCAGCGAUUUCCCUGGCUGGAGUCCAUCGAAGGGGUGCCGCAGUGCGAGCGCAACCCCCCUAGCUGA